Molecule: messenger RNA, 3273 nt
Organism: Osmia lignaria (orchard mason bee)
Lineage: Eukaryota; Metazoa; Arthropoda; Insecta; Hymenoptera; Megachilidae
Gene: PH4alphaEFB
Product: prolyl 4-hydroxylase subunit alpha-1
Biological process (GO): peptidyl-proline hydroxylation to 4-hydroxy-L-proline
Cellular component (GO): endoplasmic reticulum
Molecular function (GO): iron ion binding; L-ascorbic acid binding; procollagen-proline 4-dioxygenase activity
Source: RefSeq, a predicted model, not a curated record
CGCAGCAUCCGCGUGAAGUCAGUCGGCUGUCGGAUCUCGUGCCGUGCACGUUAAAGAAGGCUUGUUCCUUGUUUAUAAUCGGUUGUGCUAACACGCCGUGAACCGCGUGGUUUUCUACGGAAGUUAUUUAAGUGUGUUUUAUCCAGUGCUAUCGCGUUUACCUUGUUCUCUUCCAUACGUGAAUAUCUUGUCGACGUUUGGGAGCAGCCAGAAAACUUGAGUUUUGGAGCAGUUCGAUGGCUCGUGCAACGUGACAGACGAGGAAGGUCAUUGGACAAGGAGACUACCGAUUAACCAAACACUGUUACACGAUUCGAGCUGCGUAUCAUCGAGAUAUACAGAACUCCGUUAUUCAACCUCGUUGCUUUUGUUCGCUUCAAUUUUGAUUCUUCAGAAACAUUCAUCGUUUAGAGGCUGAUCCGUUAGAAUUAGGGAAAAUCGUGGAAAAUGAGAAGCAGCAGGAUGUUGACAGUCGUCGUGAUUCUGAUCUCGACGACGACGACGUUCAAUGGCUGCUUUGCCGAGCUGUACACCGCGUUGGCGGAUAUGGAGGAGCUUCUGGAAACGGAAGCGGUUCUCAUCGACACGCUGAACGGGUAUAUCAAGGCUCAGGAAGAACGUCUGGCUACUCUUAGAAAGAAUGUAGAGGAUUACGCGAGAGAGCACGAGGAAGCUUCGAGGAACAUUCAGCAGUACCUGUCGAAUCCAAUCAACGCUUAUCUGCUUGUAAAAAGACUGACCACCGAUUGGAAGCGGGUCGAAGAGCUGAUAACCCAGGACGUGGGCAAAUCUUUCGUCGCGAAUAUCACCAGUUCACGAAGCGACCUUAAAUUCCCAACUGACGAGGACCUUAAUGGCGCUGCCGUUGCUUUGAUGAGGCUACAGGACACGUACAAACUUGAAACUGCACAGGUCGCCAGAGGCGUGCUGAAUGGAGUUCAAUACAGCACUGGAUUAAGCGCUGGCGAUUGUUUCGAGCUAGGACGGCAGUCUUAUCACAAUCGUGAUUAUUAUCACACUGUUCUGUGGAUGCAAGAAGCUAUGGAUCGUCUUCAGGAAGAAAAGAACGCGACCACAACUUCGAAACCAGAUAUAUUAGAAUACCUAGCCUUCUCAACAUACAUGCAAGGGAACGUGGCACGUGCUUUAAGCAUGACGAACGAGCUUUUGAAGCUUGUACCAACCCACGAACGAGCCUUAGGCAACCGUGCUUAUUACCAGAAGGAAAUUCAGAGCAAGGCGAAUCAGUCGAAGAAGAAACGCGGCGAGGACGGCCAGGACGACACAGCUGUACCCGCUCAACACUUUACGGUCGUUGAAGAAAAAGUGAAAACCUGGGAGGAAAUGUCGGAAAGGGAACGAUACGAGAUGCUGUGUCGCGGGGAAGUUUCUACUCCACCGGAAAUACAGAAGAACCUCAAGUGUCGUUACGUCGAUCGUGGUAUUCCGUUUUUGAAGAUUGCACCGUUGAAGGAGGAAGAAGCCUACUUGGACCCGAGGAUUGUCGUUUACCAUAACGUGAUAUACGACGAUGAAAUUGAAACGAUCAAAAGAAUGGCACAACCAAGGUUUAAACGUGCUACGGUGCAAAAUUACAAAACUGGUGCCUUAGAGAUUGCAAACUAUAGAAUUAGUAAAAGCGCCUGGCUGCAGGAACACGAGCACAAACACGUGGCAGCGGUGAGCAGACGCGUGGAACACAUGUCAAGUUUGUCCGUAGAUACAGCAGAAGAAUUGCAAGUGGUUAAUUACGGUAUCGGUGGCCAUUACGAGCCACAUUUUGAUUUCGCAAGGAAAGAGGAAACGAACGCGUUCAAGAGUCUAGGAACUGGAAAUCGUAUUGCUACUGUUCUGUAUUACAUGAGCGACGUAGAACAAGGCGGUGGUACCGUUUUCACGGCCAUCAACAUCUCCCUGUGGCCUAGGAAAGGCAGUGCUGCAUUUUGGUACAAUUUGAAACCGAACGGAGAAGGAGAUUUUAAAACUAGACACGCGGCCUGUCCGGUGCUUACCGGUUCCAAAUGGGUGGCGAACAAAUGGCUUCACGAAAGAGGUCAAGAAUUUCUCAGGCCUUGCACUCUUGAAAAUCAGUCGGCAGACGAAGCUGAUAUCAGGCACUGAAUCACUGAAUCUCUUGACACCCGGAUCGACGAUGUCAGUGAAAAAUGAACACAUGACGGAUUGAUUUUUAUCUUUGUUCACGAUGCACGGCCAAUGUGAAAAAGUGUUGUUUUAACGUUCAACGAUGGAAGGGAACAUUGUUUUAUCCGUCGUAAGAGGAAAAAGAGAAAUUGCGGCACGAGUAUAAUAAACACGUGAAACGAUAUAACUGAACUGUUGUAAUUUUUGUACAGAGGUCAAACGAUAGAGAAGCAAAUCCGGAAAAAGGAAACUGUCAGCAUUUAAUGAACAUUAUAAAAACACCUUUAGAUUAGAAUUCCAAAUUUUGGAAAAUGAUUAAUUUCAAUUCUAUUAAAAUAUUCGUUCGUCGCAUCAUUUCAUCGUGUAUUAUUCUUAGGCAUAACAUUUUUACAAAAACGCGCAGCAUAUAGCUGAUAAUAUAUACGUAUUAAAGAUUAAAGCAAUAACGAGUUGCACGUUUUCAGCCAGUCAGUUCAUGUAUUAAUUGGGACUCUUGUGGUUGCGUACAAAAAAUGGCAAAAAAUAUAAAAUAGUAAUUGCGAAAAAUGCGAUCCACCUUGACAAUUUUAAUUCUUUCCUAACACACACAUUAUUUAGAUUUUUACAGGUUUACGUUGAUUAUGCAAACAAACUUUCAACAGCAUGUACUGGCAAGGUGGAUUCCAUUUUCCAUACAUCUAUAAAAUAUGUAACUAACACAAGAACCUCAACAUUCUAAUCCCAGUAAUUAACUCGAUUAACGUGAGGAUAAAAGAAAAUGGAAUCGAACAUUCCUGUGUUCAUCAAAGAGUAUUCUAACUAAAUCUUUAACAGUAUCGUUCCUUAUUCUACGACACGUUUCACCCUGCCAACAGGGUGCUCUUGUAAAUAGUAGCGAUAUAAUAGCCAAGAAGCGUUUCAUUAGAGAUCCAACAUCUUGUAUACGAAUCGCUUGUAAAAAUGGAAGAAGAUGGAAGAAAAUAAAAGAAAAGAGGAAUGAUAGAGACCGAGUUUACCGACGGAGAAGCGCGUCUUUUUGCAUCGUGAUACCGACUUUAGAAUUAAGUAAGAAGUUAUUAGUGAGCUUAGAUAUCCGUCAUUGUCGGAUGGAAAAUCUAUUGGAGUAAUUAAAGUAGAAGAAUACUCGAGUAA